GAACCGUCGUUAGGUUGCGUCAGCCGCUGUCGACGCCUCAGCCUGCGACGCGCGAGCCCCGUCUCGUCGCCGCCACUCUCCGAUCCGGGAAAACCUCCGCCGGCAUCGCCGCCGCCUUCGAGUAUCCGCUCGAUGCAGAGAAUCGCCAUCGCCGUGAAUCCGCGUCUCUCUCUUCCCUCCGCCUUCGCCAGAGUCCGCUCCCGCAAGAUGAGCGCCAAACCUUCGCCGGUCUCUCCCAAGUUCGUGCCGGUCGAUGGCGCCGAUAUUCACUCCAGGAGCAAACCUGACGGUUUGAGGUUCCGCCUUGUAUCGUAUAAUGUAUUGGCUCAGGUGUAUGUGAAAAGUUCUUAUUUUCCACACUCUCCAUCGCCUUGUCUCAGGUGGAAAGCUCGUUCUAAGGCAAUUUUAACCGUUCUUAAAAACCUUGGCGCUGACUUUCUUUGCCUACAGGAAGUGGAUGAAUACGAUGGAUUUUACAAAGGCAAUAUGGAAAUUCUUGGUUACUCCAGUCUAUAUAUUCAGAGAAGUGGACAGAAACGUGAUGGUUCUGGCAUUUUUUAUAAGCAAGACAGGGCUGAGUUAGUUUUGGAGGAGAAGAUAGACUACAAUGAUCUUGUGAACUCAAUUCAAGAUAAUGAGGAUGGAAGUGCUUAUAAGGAUUCUUUUGAGCAAUCUAAAGGAAACGGAAAUAUUCAUACAAAUCCUGCUUCCACAAAUGCUCCUGAGAACCGUGGAGAUCCCAAUGAUCCUCGUGUAAGAUUGAAACGCAAUUGUGUUGGAAUUUUAGCUGCAUUUAGACUCAAGGAUCCGUCUUGCCAUGUUAUUGUUGUGGCCAAUACCCACAUUUAUUGGGAUCAUGAAUGGGCUGAUGUUAAGCUUGCUCAAGCCAAUUAUCUUUUAUUGCGGCUAGCCCAAUUCAGGGAUCUGGUUUCAGAAAAGUUUGACUGCAUUCCGUCUGUUAUUGUGGCUGGUGACUUCAAUUCAACUCCAGGAGACAAGGUUUAUCAGUGCCUUGUGUCGGGUGACCUUUCGUCGACAAUACCAGAAAUAGAAUGUUCAGAGGAGCGUCCUAUUCCUCUGCGAAGUGUUUAUGCUUCUACUAGAGGAGAGCCAUCAUUCACCAAUUGCACUCCUGACUUUACCGGUACCCUGGAUUAUAUAUUCUUUUGCCCUUCCUCAGACAUCAAGCCCGUCGGUUUCCUGGAGCUUCCUGGAUCAGACUCGGAGGAGGUGGUCGAUGGGCUGCCAAACUACUACCAUCCGAGUGAUCAUUUGCCAAUUGGUGCUGAAUUUGAACUUGUUUGCGACAAAGUCUGUUGAUCUGGCUUGCAUUGCUUUGAUCAACCUUUUGGAUCACCCAUGCCCGGUUGAGGGAAACUUUGGGCUCCAGGUAAUUGAAAAGAAGCAUAAACAAGAGGUUGGCGAAUAAAAAUUUAAAUGAAAAGAUGAACUAUCUUUUGUACACUCUCCUUGGUUUUCAAUUACCAAAAUUCAUGAAUGACAGAGCUGGAACCAAAUUUAUGUGGAGAGAACCAUGUUACGGAGGCUCUAUUCCAUCAAGAGAUUAAUCUAUUUUCCUGGAUACCUCUCUUAAGCGGGACUUUUUCUCAUCAUAGCUUCAUUGACAAUCAUAGAACUUAGCAUGCCCUGUGGUGACCCCCUUCGAAAUCGAGAAUGUGUGAAAAAUGUUUUGGACCUUGUUUUUGGAAAGUGCUUCCUCCUACGAUAGUGUGUAUACUGGCUAUAGACCCGAAGAUUACAUUGGGAUUUGUUCAUGGGCAGGGUAAUUUUGUGUAUCUAUCGACAUGCUUUAUGG
This is a messenger RNA of Eucalyptus grandis, 1816 nucleotides long. Its product is annotated as carbon catabolite repressor protein 4 homolog 4. The transcript has 10 exons. Lineage: Eukaryota; Viridiplantae; Streptophyta; Magnoliopsida; Myrtales; Myrtaceae. Bases 133 to 1320 code for a protein of 395 amino acids. Gene Ontology annotation, molecular function: poly(A)-specific ribonuclease activity. The record is from RefSeq and is a predicted model, not a curated record.